UUGUACACUGUUCACCAGCCAUGCGGGCCGCUGUGCUGUUCUGUGUCUUGGUGCUGACUUCCGCAUCCCCUGGUCCUAGGAAGAAGGCUGAUCAGAAAUUUCUAAAGAAGCAAGACAAUCUGUUGCUGUUGUUUGUGAAUAUUCACGAGCCCAACUACAAUAAGGAUCAACAGCAGCUGGGCAACACUUUUGACUUUGACAAACAACUCGAACACUUCGAGAAUACCAAUGUUGUUCAGCAGUUCCAGUACACAUACAAGCUGGGUCUGCUUCCUCGUGGGGAAAUAUUCAACUACUAUGACUCCAACCAUCUGCAACAGGCCAUCCAACUGUUUGAUGUCCUCUACUUCGCCAAGGACUAUGACACGUUCUACCAGGUCGCUUGCUGGGCUCGAGACCGCGUCAACGAGGGUCAGUUUGUCUACGCCCUGAGCGUAGCCAUCGUCAAACGUCAUGACACCCAGGCCAUCGCCUUGCCUCCCCAGUCCGAGGUCUACCCCCAGCUGUACAUAAACUCCAGGGCUAUCCAGCAGGCACAGUACUACAAGCAGCAAGGAAAGAAGUCUGCGAUUGUAAUUUCCAAUACUACCGGGUUCUACUAUGGAAACCCUGGUAGUGGUCAAUCUGUCGACUCACACAACGGCCCACACCAGUUCGACAGCAGGAUAAGCUACUUCUCAGAAGACAAGAAUCUCAACCAACUGUUCGCCUUCCAGCAGAUCAACUACCCCAACUGGUUUAACGAGCUCAAGUACGGCUACAAGUGGCAGAAGAGAAAUGGUGAGAGGUUUUACUACUACCUGCAGCAGCUUCUGGCUCGCUACAACCUGGAGAGACAUGCUAACGGCCUGACACCUGCCAAGCCCUUCCAGUUCAACGAGAAUGUACAGCCCGGGUACAAUCCUCAACUGUCGUACUACAAUGGCCAAGCUGUGCCGGCUCGUCCUGGCAACGUCGACAUCAACAACGCCAACUCUCUAUUCUUCCAGCAGCUGCAAACUCUGGACAGGCGCAUAGCUGACGCCAUCGACAGUCGCCAGGUCAAGAAUGUGAAUGGAACCAACCGUAGACUGGAUGCUGACAAUGGAGCCGAAGUUCUAGGAGACCUGGUGCAGGCGAAUACCAACUCUGCUAAUAACGAGUACUACGCUGCUAACAACGGUCUCUACGGUUACCUCGACGUCUUCCGGCAGUUGGUGGGUGGUAUCGUGGACCCCUAUCAUCAGAAUCAGGUUGCCCCAGGAACAAUAGAGAACGAAUCGGCCGCCCUAAGGGACCCCGUGUUCUAUCAAAUUAUCGCCCGAGUUGCAGGCUUCCUCCAAGCCUUCAAGAAUCAGCUGAAGCCCUACAAGCAGGAGCAGCUCGAGUACCCCGGAGUCCAGGUCCAGUCUGUGAAUGUGGACAAGCUAGUGACUUACCUGGAUGAGGCUGAGGUAGAGCUGUACAAUGCUAUUACCUACCAGCAGGGUGAACAGGCCGAGACCUACCAGUACAAGGCCCGUCAGCCACAACUCAACUACAAGCCCUUCAACUACAACAUCCAGCUGACCAGCGACAAGGACGGUGACGCUGUUGUGCGAGUCUUCUUCGGCCCUCAGUACGAUGUGCAGGGCCGUCCCUUCAACUUGGAACAGGCUAGGCAGUACUUCGUUGAAGUUGAGCGGUUCAUCGCCAAGCUGAAGAGUGGGCAGAACACGAUCAAACGCAACUCGCAGCAAUCCUCCAUCUUUGUGGAUGAGCAGACUGGGCUGCGCUCUUUGAUCGGUCAGGUGCACGAGGCCCAGAGAGGCGGACAACCGUUCUACAUAUAUGAGGGUCACAACACACAACAGGCCAGUUUCCCCCAGAAUCUGUUGCUGCCUCGUGGGUCCAGUGAAGGACAUCAGUUCCUGAUGCUAGUGACCGUCAACUCGUAUGAGCCUAGCGAGCAGAAGUUAAGGAUACAGAGUCAUAUUGAUGGUUUAUAUUUGUUUUUAGGGUCACAAUACACAACAGGCCAGUUUCCCCCAGAAUCUGUUGUUGCCUCGUGGGUCCAGUAAAGGACAUCACUUCCUGAUGCUGGUGACCGUCAACUCGUAUGAGCCUAGCGAGCAGAAGUUAGGACAGAACGUGAAUCCUCCCAACGAUGACAGACCACAGGGUUUCCCUUUAGAUCGCCGCGUCAAUGACAGGAUCUUUAAGCAAAUCGGCAACUUCUACUUUAAACCUGUCACGGUAUACCUCAAGGAACAGCGGGAAUUGAAUAGUAUUCCUACUGUUUAAGAAAAAUACAGAAGUUAAGGUGAUGGAAUAUAAUUUUUACUAUGUAAUUUUUAAAAUUUAAUAGUCACAGCCCUUAAAAAAAUUGUUUAAUCAUGUUAUGAAGGGCUAUAGGCUUUUAAAAGUAGUCUUUAGAGUAUUAUUUUUAUAACGAGGCUUUAAAUAAUCGGCUGCAGAUAUUGUUUCGAACGACUUUACAGGCAAGCUAUUAAUAAAAUAUUACUACGGCAAAUCAUAUUGUUUAUAAAGAAUUGGGUUUAGAAAAUAACAUGAAUUUUAUUAAAUAUGACAAAUGAAA
Molecule: messenger RNA, 2557 nt
Organism: Homalodisca vitripennis (glassy-winged sharpshooter)
Lineage: Eukaryota; Metazoa; Arthropoda; Insecta; Hemiptera; Cicadellidae
Product: hexamerin-like
Exons: 10
Coding region: 21-2039 (672 amino acids)
Source: RefSeq, a predicted model, not a curated record